Molecule: messenger RNA, 3834 nt
Organism: Drosophila albomicans
Lineage: Eukaryota; Metazoa; Arthropoda; Insecta; Diptera; Drosophilidae
Product: putative thiamine transporter SLC35F3
Exons: 10
Coding region: 71-2359 (762 amino acids)
Source: RefSeq, a predicted model, not a curated record
CACAAGACUUUGGUGGACACUAUGAACGUCAUCAGCAUGAGCAACAACUUGUGGCAAUAAUGAGAAUAGCAUGACGCGCGACGGCGAAAUUCCAGCCAUCUUCAAUCCGAAACGCGUGCGCACUCCAUCUGUGGUGGUCACCGGCGACUCCUCCUCGAAUGGUCCCUACAACAACAACAACACAAGUGGCGGAGGUGGAGGUGGAGGCCCAACAACUGUAGUUGGCAAUAAUGGCACCACAGGAGGGGGAGGAUCGGGUGGUGGGGGCGGUGGCGGUGGCAUCGCCAGCAGCAGCAGCGUUGGCGGCAUCGGUUGUGGCUUUAGCAAUGUGCUCACCUCAAGCAAUCCGCAAAUAACCCACCAAGAUUCAAUAUCAUCCAGCCAACAGGAUCCCAAUGAAGUGAUUACCAUCCAAGCGGACACACCAACUGGCACACAUGGUUCCCAACACAACUUUGGCAUCGGUGGAGUUGGCGGUGGUGAUUCGAGCGAUACACAGACUGCCACCCACCUGGCCAUCGAUCAUCCGCCCAAUGGGCAGGCUGGCGAGGAUGGCGAAGUGCGGUUCCGCAAGCUCAAGGCCUGCCAGGAGAGCUGCUGCUCCGAGUUGGCCAAAAAGAUGUACUUCGGUGUCUGCGUCACCAUUUUGGUAACUGCCUCGUGGGUGGGCGCCACACACUGCAUCAAGUACAUGUAUCUGUAUCGUGCACCCUACGACGAUGAGCUGGACGAUGAUCUGGACACAUCGUCGAGUCGCGCUGAACUGAGCACCGAACUGGAGGACAUACUGGCCAUAAGCGAUUCAUCGCUGCAUCAUGUCGAAGACGCCACCGAGAUGUUCAACAUACCACCGCGACAGCCCGUCUACUUUAGUGCUCCGUUCUUUGCCGCCUGGUUCUUUACCAACUUCUCACUGCUCUUCUUUCCCAUCUAUAUACUGGGCCUGAUAUCUGCCCGCAAGUGCGAUAAGCUCAGCGAAAUUCUGGCCGAUGUUCUUCGGGGAUUUCGCGAGCGUGGUUUUACCAUAGGUCGCUUCCUCAAUCGCUGCCUAUCCUUUUGCAUCCUGUGGCUGGUGACUACGUAUCUCUAUACACUGUCGCUUCACGUACUCUUUGCCACAGAUGCAUUGGCGUUGUUUGCCACAAAUGUUGCCUGCGUCUAUCUGCUCUCCUGGGUUAUACUGCAUGAGCAAUUCGUUGGAGUGCGGAUUGUGGCUGUUAUCCUGUGCGACACGGGCAUCGCACUGUUGGCCUAUAUGGAUGGCAUUACGGAGAGUCGCACAUUGGGCGGCGUUGUUCUGGCCACGUUAGCUGCUGCCGGCUAUGCCGUGUUUAGGGUUAUGUUCCGCAAGGUGAUGGGCGAUCCGCCGGUGGGCCAAAUCGCGUUCACAUUCACCGCACUCGGUCUGCUCAAUGCUCUGCUGCUGUGGCCCGUUGUGCUGGCCCUUUACCUCACCGGAGCCGAGAACCUGUCGUCGGAAAGCAUACCAUGGAACGUUUUAUUAGCAGCAAGCGUGCUGCUUCUGGUUUUCCACGUACUAAUGCAGUUCAGCGCCGCCGUUACCUACAACAUGUUUGUGACAUUGGGUUUGAUAACCGCUGUGCCCGUUUCUGGCGCACUCGACGUCAUCCUGUACAGUGCGACAUUUGCGGGCAUGAAACUCGCCGGGGUUAUUCUGAUUGCCAUUGGUUUUUUCCUCGUCAUGUUCCCCGAAAACUGGCCCGAUUAUAUAACACGUCUGCUACGAAAGAGCGUUCGUGCCAUACUCCGUUACCAAUGUUGUUGUGAAUUAGCCGAAAUUCGCUAUGCUCAUUCGAAGCAUCAUAAUGCUGGGUCACAAUGCGAGAUGGGGUCGCGGCCCUCGGAGCGGUACUUCAACAGGUCAGCAUCCCACCAUUAUCGACUAUCGGACGGGAUACAUAAGGUCCCAUCUUCGUUCACCCUCUGGCCGUGUGAGAUGACUGAUCUAUCGCCAACUACAACUGGGUUUCUGCAUGGCGGCAACACCAACGCCAACGCACACCACCACAGCCAACACCAUUUGCAGCAACUAUUCCAACAACGUCACCACAGCCACCAUCAAAGUCAGCAGCAGCAGCAACAGAAUUUGCAACGCCAGCAUUCGCACACAUCCCUCACCAUGAUCCAUCGACAGAGCAGCAGCCACAGCGUCCAUGGCCAUGGCAGUCGGCGGGGUAGCGGUGGCAUUCGUGCCCCGCCCUCGGGCACUGGGCGACUCUUCUCCUACUUUGGCAACGAGCAUGAACACGAGCACGAGCGCAAAAAGUCCGAGACAUCCUUCUUCAAUUUGGGAUUCAGACGCAAAUCCACCGUGGUUUAUUAUGCGCCCACAGAGUAGAAUGAUAAUCAAAAAGAAUAAGAAAGAAGCUAGGCAAUCGUUAAUGUUUAUCGUUAUCGUUAAUCGCGUGUAUCGAGUGAGGAUCGUGCAUAUCAAAUUUACCUGCAUUUGCAAAUACAAUCAGGCACCUUAGCAGUUACUAAAACACUGAGAAAAUUAAUGGUUGCGGUGUACUUACUUACUAUAUCAUUAUCGGAAGUAGGUAAUUUAAUUGUCAAUGUUGUUAGUUGUGAAGAAAAGAAAAAAAACCACACAUACAGUUCGAAUUUUUGCUCAAAUAUUAAAUAAUUAACACACAUAAUAUAUUACGCUACAAUUAUCAAAAUAUACAGAUAAAGCUACACAGAUUCAGAGACAUAGCUCAUGAUCUACACACACAAGAUAUGUUUAAAAUCUCAAAAUGUCACCAUGUGGAAACCCAAGCACAUUGUAACCCAGAACCAGAAGCAAUGAUACUCGUAGAGUCUUGAUCAAAUUGAGCUCAAAUGAAAUGCCCCUGAAUGUUGUUAACUAAGAUUAGUAACUCUUUACUGAUAUACGAAAUAAUUUAGUUCAAAAUUCAAAAUCUCGAAAUGGAAAAUUGAAUGAAAUAUCGAAGCCAAUUGUUUUUAGCAAUUAUAUACAUUAAACUUAAAAUUAACGAAAUCUACAAGAAAAAAACAAUAAUAAUACAAAAGAAAUAUUUUAAAAGUAAACCUACACUGCGGCACAUCUUUAUAAGUCUAGAGAAAUUCGAAAAAAAAAAAAACAAAAAGAAAUGAGACAUCGUUAAAACAAAAUUAAGAUAGGCAUCACCUAAAUUUUAGAUACACCUAGAAAAUAUGAUCCGUUUAGUUGUAAGCUCAUUUUUAGCUACUAGAGGCCACAUGAAGUUCCAACAAAAUAAAAAUAAAAAAAAUAAGGGCAGAUGAAAUAGUUAAUUGUUUUCAAAGUUUGGCUUGUGUUAAAUGUUAAAUGUGUUUUUCGUUUUAUUGUGAGAGACAAACAAAAACCAAAAUGUGAAUGGCGAAUAUUGAAUGUAAUUUUUUUAGCUAAAUGUUGUGUAUUUAUUGUUGAGCGAUCUGAUCCUUGUUGUAUUAUUAUUAUUAUAAAUAAUGUGAAAGUCACUGAAAAUAUUGUACGAUUGAAUCCAGGCGUAAAUUAAACAAAAAAAAAAGAAGAGCUCACAAGGUAUUCAAUGACUGACUGAUUCGUUUCAAGCAUUCAUUGCAACUGGUAUUUGAAUCAUACAAUUUGUCAGCUGCCUACUUUGUAACUUGUAUUAAAUUAUUGUGUAGCCACAUCCAAUAAAUUGAUUUGUGAUAGUUUUUAAUGAUGACGUUUGAUAACCAACUCCAUAGAUCUACCCCCGCUCAGAGGAGCCAAGUGGUAUUUAUUAUGUAUUUAGAACAAGCAAAAAAGAAAAAAGACACAAACAAAAAACCAACAAAUAAAUGAACACUAAAAAAACAAAAAAAAAUAUAUAUAUAUAAAAA